This is a messenger RNA of Limanda limanda (common dab), 4928 nucleotides long. RefSeq names its product TUB like protein 4b (gene tulp4b). Gene Ontology annotation, molecular function: protein binding. The transcript is spliced from 15 exons. NCBI's taxonomy places the organism in Eukaryota, Metazoa, Chordata, Actinopteri, Pleuronectiformes, Pleuronectidae. The coding region runs from base 1 to 4785 and encodes 1594 amino acids. The record is from RefSeq and is a predicted model, not a curated record.
AUGUUGGCCGCCGUGGAACAUGGUCCCAUCCUCUGCAGCGACUCCAACAUCCUCUGCCUCUCGUGGAAAGGCCGGGUGCCCAAGAGCGAGAAGGACAAGCCGGUGUGUCGGAGACGCUACUAUGAGGAGGGCUGGCUCGCCACGGGGAACGGGAGGGGAGUCGUUGGGGUGACGUUUACAUCCAGUCACUGCAGGAGGGACAGGAGCACCCCUCAGAGAAUCAAUUUUAACCUGCGAGGACACAACAGCGAGGUUGUCUUGGUGCGUUGGAAUGAGCCCUUUCAGAAGCUGGCCACCUGCGAUAUGGAAGGAGGUAUUUUUGUGUGGAUCCAGUAUGAAGGAAGAUGGUCUGUGGAGUUAGUGAACGACAGAGGAGCCCAGGUGAGUGACUUCACCUGGUCACAUGACGGCACUCAAGCCCUCAUCGCAUACAGGGACGGCUUUGUGUUAGUCGGCUCAGUCAGUGGACAGAGACACUGGUCCUCGGAGAUUAACCUGGAGAGUCAGAUCACCUGUGGCAUCUGGACCCCUGACGAUCAGCAGGUGUUGUUUGGUACAGCAGAUGGUCAGGUUAUAGUGAUGGACUGCCACGGCCGGAUGCUAGCCCACGUUCUGUUGCACGAGUCUGACGGGAUCGUGAGCAUGUCCUGGAACUGCCCCAAUUUCCUGGUGGAGGACAGCACAGAGAGUGACACCGACUCUGACGACAAUAUUCUGCCUUUAGAGUUACCUGAAUUAAUGUUUUCUGUUUUCCUCCAAGCGCGGCGAGUCAAGCCACUGUUGACAGUCACCUUCUUAUCGGGAGAUAUCAGUUUGAUGAACAACUACGAUGACCUCUCUCCUGCUGUAAUUCGCUCAGGGCUGAAAGAUGUUGAGGCCCAGUGGUGCUCCCAGGGAGAUCUGCUGGCUGUGGCCGGCAUGGAGAGACACGGGCUUCCUCCAGACUCUUCGUGUGGAUCCAUCAUGAGGAACGCCCUCGUAAAGUUUUAUAACGUCCAAGGAGAACACAUCUACACUUUGGAGACACCGGCACAGAGGCCCAUCACCACCAUCUGUUGGGGUCACAGAGACUCUCGUCUCUUCCUUGCCUGCGGCCCUGCUCUGUACGUGGUGCGUGUGGAGCACAGGGUCGCCAGCCUCCAGCUCCUGUGCCAGCAGGGCAUCGCCAGCGCCCUGCGAGAGGAGAAGGAUGUGGGGAAACUCAACAUGCCGUCGUUGCUCUGCUCUUAUGUCACCACUGCUUUCAUACCAACCAUCAAGCCCCCGAUCCCUGACCCCAACAACAUCCGGGACUUUGUCAGCUAUCCCACAGCUGGCAACGAGAGGCUCCACUGCACCAUGAAGCGGGCGGAGGACAGCCCGGAGGCGAGCGGACCCUGCUACACUCUCUACCUGGAAUAUUUAGGAGGGCUGGUGCCUAUUCUCAAAGGAAGGAGGAUCAGCAAACUCCGGCCCGAGUUCAUCAUCAUGGAUCCAAAAAAUGACAGCAAAGCAGAGGAGGUGUGUGUGAACCCCAUGAUCUCAUACGCCGACAGCUGUAACUGCUCAGACUCCAGUGACAUUGAGUUGAGCGACGAGUGGGUCGGGAAGAAGUCACCAAAGUUAUCCCGAGGAAACAGGUCAGAAAUGUUUCAAAGGAUGAACAUAGAAUCAAGAAAAUCGCCUAAACUCUCACGGACCAAUCAGGAAGGCCAGCGGUCGCCACGGUUACCGACAAAGAAGCCUCCAAUACGAUCUCCCAGUCUGACACGACGGGAGUUUUCUAUGGAUGGAAUCACUGAGCACAACUACCUUGCUCAAGUCACAUCCAACAUUUGGGGGACAAAGUUCAAAAUAGUCGGACUUGCAUCGUUCCUCCCCGCCAACCUUGGAGCAGUCAUCUAUAAGACCAGUUUACUUCAUUUGCAACCGAGGCAGAUGACCAUCUACCUGCCGGAAGUGCGAAAGAUUUCUCACGACUUUAUGAGCCUGCCCGUGUUCAACCCUAAUGUGUUCAGUGAAGAUGAGGACGAUUUACCAGUAAUGGGGCCAUCAGGAGUGGCAGGAGACAAUCCUUCCUGUACGGUCAACAUUCCCAUCGCUCCUAUCCACAGCCCGGCUCAGGCCAUGUCCCCGACUCAAAGUAUCGGCCUGGUUCAGUCGCUCCUGGCCAAUCAGAACAUUCAGCUCGAUGUUUUGACCAACCCCACAGCCACUGCGGCGGCAGCAGUCGCAGCAGCUGCGGCUUCUGUCCCGGUCCCCGAUCACAGCCAGGAUGCAGUUGCAUCACCGUACCCAGUGCCGACCAGAUACUCAAACCCUGGCCAGGUGAUCUUCAACGGGCUGGAGAUGGGUCCUCUUCUUCCUGGUACUCUACCACCUCCACCUCACCAUCUCCCGCCUCACCCACAGCGGCCUCAUUCGCAUCUGCCAAGGACUUUACCCCCCUCCUUCAGCGACACAGAUGGGUCCAUCGAGAUUCAGAUGAGGAAGGUGAAUCCUCCUCCUCCAUAUCCAGGCACUGCAGUCUCUGCCAUCGCAGGCGCAGCCGCAGCCGCAGCCCCACCUCAGACUCUUGUCACAAACAGCCCGAGCAUCCUGGCAACCGACCCCUGUCUGAAGAAGGAUGACUUCUUGCUUCACCCCCUCACUUUGCAGUACCCGACUCCUCUGGGUUAUGAAAGGAUCACGACCUUUGACAGCAGCGGCAAUGUGGAGGAGGUCUGUCGGCCACGCAGGCGCCUCAUUCGAAACCAAAAUGCAUACACUGUGCAUGGCAUCGGAGGCUCUGCCACACUCAGAGUCACCUCCUCUGAGAAUAAAAAAGUUCAGCUUCCGUACAGCUCAGCAACACUGAGUCGUCUCUCUGUCCCUCGAUACUCGAUACCAAGUGGAGACCCUCCUCCUUACCCUGAUCCGGCCAAUCAAGUAACUGCCACACUUCCUCCUCCCCAGAGAAGCGACAGCAGUCUUAUUCAUGCCACUCUACGCCGUGACCGCAGGGACGUGGGACUGAAAGUGCCGCAGAUGAUGGAAAGCUCAAGAACCCUUCCCACCAAGGCAAAAAUGAACAGUGCAUUAGCUCUCUCCUACCAGCAGAGGGUGCCCACUGCAUUGUACACGUGCACACAGUGCAGCAGUAACAGCACCAGCACCAGUCUCAGUGUCAGUGGAGGUGGAACCACAAGUAGUGGUAUUGCAGGUGGCACGGUGGUGAGGCAGGAAUUCCCGACGGGGAAAAGUUCACAUCACAGUACGAUUAUCGUGCACUCCAAGAGCACCUCCCCUCUGGCCUCCCACUCCUCCUACAGUCUGCUGGGUGCUGUUGAUAACAGCCGGGACAGAACAGUGUACGUCAACUCCGCCUUUACUGAAGACGAGACUUUAAAUCAACAGUCUCACCUUGAAAAAUCAGUGCGUCAGCUGACUCUCGGAGAUGUCAGUUUGACGGUGAAACGCCCUCCACCUUACCAGUGGGACACAUCCACCACCGAGGAGUUUUGGCUCACCCCAGAGCAAACCAUGUUAGCUCCUCAACCAGGACCUCAUAAACCACCUCCAAUCAUCAUCAGUCAGGCUCAACAAUUUGUGCUCACAACGAAACCGCCGUCAAGUACAACCACGGGCACUCUUACUUUCCCAUCAGGUUACCAGAUAUCCCUCUCACCUUUUCCACCAGGUGUGGGUCAUGGCGGGCCACCACUUCAGACCUUACAGAACCCUUCACCUCAAUGCUCUCCAAACGAAGUCCCUUUUGCUCAGCAGGAUCCCACUUUGGUAUUACCACCUGGUUACCCUUCGAGCCUCGCUAACCUGGCUUGCUGCCCCCUCCCUCCGAUGUAUCCUGGAGCCAGCUCGUGUUCUGGACUCCAGCUGCACCCUGUCAACCUCCAACCCUGGAACCCCUACCCCUGCCCACCGCCCAUGCAAGACCCUCCAGCACCUCCCCUCCCGACCAAAACCCAUCAGAUUUUAGAGAAGCCGAUUCUCUCCCCACCUCCCCCAACUGGACCACCCCCGCCACCUCCUCUCCCGCCUCCCCCUCCACCUACCGAGCUACCACCAUCCAAAAGUGCCACAGAGGAUUUGACAGAGUCUGCAAACAACUUUCCAGAGCCAUCAUCCCUGAAUGAGAGCCCUGUGCCGCAGGAGUCGGAGCGCUUCAACAAGAAGAGCCGUAAGAGACUGGACAGCAGGGCUGAGGAGGGCAACAUGACCACCGUCUCCGAGGGCAAGUCCAGAAAGGAAGGGCGAGCGCUCUCCGACUUCAACACGCUCAUUUCCAGCCCGAGGCUUGGCAGCAGAGAGAAGAAGAAGCCCAAAGGGCCGAGAGAACAACUCAAUAAAACCAAGAAGAUGAGCAGGACAACGAAUGAGUUCCAGGAUAGUUCAGAGAGCGAGCCAGAGCUGUUCAUCAGCGGCGAUGAGCUCAUGAACCAGAACCAGAGUAGUAAGAAGAGCUGGAAGAACAAGCGCAGCAUGCGUAUGGCGAGCGAGCUGGAGGAGAUUAAAUGUCGCAAGGCGAAUGAAAGAGAGGACCGUAGUUUGGGCAGCCAAGGAUUUGUCUACGUCAUGGCCAAUAAACAACCAUUGUGGAACGAAGCCACGCAGGUCUACCAGCUGGACUUUGGAGGACGAGUCACGCAGGAGUCCGCAAAGAAUUUUCAGAUCGAGUUGGAUGGUCGACAGGUGAUGCAGUUCGGGCGGAUCGAUGGCAACGCAUACAUCUUGGAUUUCCAGUAUCCUUUCUCAGCAGUGCAGGCAUUUGCUGUGGCCUUGGCCAACGUGACUCAAAGGCUGAAAUGAAAAGGUUUAUUUUGUGUUGUUGCAGAAGAAUCCAAAAGAAGCUGCAGUGUGUGUUCCUGUGCACCUCUCAGUGUGGGGCUGUACCUGCCACAGUGUCAGCGUUGCAGCAGAUGAGAUUAUCAUAUGAGUUGCAUAUGCAGAUA